Molecule: messenger RNA, 2445 nt
Organism: Sclerotinia borealis F-4128
Lineage: Eukaryota; Fungi; Ascomycota; Leotiomycetes; Helotiales; Sclerotiniaceae
Source: the annotation of a GenBank genome assembly
AUGGCACCAAUUCAAAAAUUUGGAAGUCUUAGAGGCUCUAUUCGGGGAGGUCUUCAAAAGAAAUCAUCUACCAAUACUAAUAACACUAAUACCAAUAUCAAUAUCAAUAUCAAUACCGGUACCCCAGAAGUUACGAAUACGGUGACCGAUGAAGUACUAAUUGCGAUGAGAUAUGAAGACAUGUUCCCUGGAGCAAGGGCACCAAUUCCAGUAACUGUCGCACCUCCACUUUCUCCACCUACAGAUACGCAUCCUGCACUUCGACCACGACUACUUGUCCAUGAGUUAGGAAGAGUAGUCAAGGAUGAUACGAAGAGAGAUUCUGGUCUUGCGCCCACCACCACCAGUACAAUCACUCGAGAUCGCGAAGGAUCUAUCAACACCGUCGAUAAUUAUAAUGAUAAUAAUGUCUUGGGGAUCAAUAUAAACUUUGAUUCGAAAGUGGCCAUGGCAAAUACAAGUCCCACUUCACAAACUCAAUCGAGCCAUGUGCAAUCACCCACUUGGCCCAAACCUCCAACUUUUAUGAAGAAUAGUUCUGGUUUUGGUUUUGGUCCUGGUCUUGGUCCUGGUCUUGGUCCUGGUCUUGGUCUUGGUACUGGUAAUUCAACGGACAUUCCAGAGGAGGAUUUCUCACCUAUCACAAUUCCCAUACCAAGUGAAAGUUUAUUAGAGGACGAUUUUAUGCAAUCAAUGUCCUUUUCGAAAAGAGGUAGUAUGAUGUUGGGCGGAAAGGCAGUAAAUGAUCAAGCACGCACAAAUGCGACGCGAAGACAACCUAGCUUUUCUAUGUUAGCCACAACGUCCCCUUCGAUCAAAGUUCUAUCGGACGAUUUGGAAAUGGAGUCGCAAAAGGUCAGAUCUAUGUACGAGUCGGGGUCGGGGUUUGACUGGCGCGAUGGGAAAGACGACACAAUUGAUAAUCGUUUAACGGUGGUGGGAGGGGAAUCGAUACCGGAAAGACCUGUGACGGCAAACAGUUACUUGACUCCGAAUGGCAUAGGCGUACCACAACGAUCCUCGAGCGCAUUAUCAAACAGAAGGCCUGCUGAACUAGCUGGGGGAAUCGAAGAUUGGGAAGAUGUGAAUGGAAAAGAUGUCGAUAGAUAUGGCUUCAUUAAUAGCCAAAGAACUACCUCUAGACCUGGCACACCAGAACCAAAACCACCACAACGCGUUUCGACCGUACUUCAAUUAGCCUCGCAGGCACCACGAAGGAAGCGAACGUUUGGUCGAUCACCUUCUACUGCGACUUCACAGAAGGGUUUUAAACGUACCCCUAGUCGGAAGGUUUCUGCUAAAUCAGUUAACAAGACAACACAGGGGGAUAAUGCGUCAAUACGGAGUUCGCGAAGCUCUCAACUACGAGCAGCCGCCAAUUUAUUACCAGGAAACAAAGAUAGAAGAUGGAUGGAUGAGGCCGGCGACAUGCUGACUCUACCUCCUGGACUGGCAGAUAUUGCUGAAGAAGCGGAAGGGGGUAGAGGUAUGGAAUUAAUGAAGAAGAAAGAAUCGGAGCGAACCGAGAAAUGGAGAAGAAUGGCGAAGAUAAUCAAGGGCAAGGAUGGAGAAGGGAUGGAUUUCGAAUUCGAUACGAAAAGUUCCAAAUUAAUAGAGCGAACUUGGAAAGGGAUACCGGAUCGUUGGCGUUCUGCGGCAUGGUAUUCAUUUCUUGCUACUUCAGCGAAGAAGAGGAAAGACAGUGCGCAAGAGGGAGAUAUAAUUCAAGCUUUCCAUGUGCUGCAGGAUCAAAGUUCGGCAGACGAUGUUCAGAUUGAUCUUGAUGUUCCUCGAACAAUCAACAGUCACAUCAUGUUUAGACGAAGAUAUAGAGGAGGUCAGCGACUACUUUUUAGAGUCCUCCACGCGUUAUCACUUUACUUUCCCACUACUGGAUAUGUUCAGGGUAUGGCAUCAUUGGCCGCUACUCUUCUGUGUUAUUACGACGAAGAGAAAUGUUUUGUCAUGCUAGUACGCAUGUGGACUUUACGUGGCUUGGAGAAAUUAUACGAGCCAGGCUUUCCAGGUUUGAUGGCAGCUUUAGAUGAAUUCUCAACCAAGUGGCUAGAUAAUGGAGAGGUGUCGGCUAAGCUAAACGAGCUCUGCAUUGAACCCACCGCCUACGGCACUCGAUGGUACCUCACUCUCUUCAACUAUUCCAUUCCCUUUCCAGCUCAACUUCGUGUGUGGGACGUCUUUAUGCUUCUAGGAGAUGAAGAUCAAUCAUUACCCUACAACAAAGAUCGUCCAUUUGCCGGAGGUUUAGAUGUUAUUCAUGCUACCAGCGCUGCAUUGAUAGACGGUACAAGAGAUAUAUUACUCGAUAGUGAUUUCGAAAACUCGAUGAAAGUUCUCACGAGCUGGAUCCCAGUCAAGGAUGAGGAAUUAUUGAUGAAAGUUACGAAAGCGGAGUGGAAGUUGCAUCGAGGGAAGAAGAGGAGUUGA